AAGGUGGGGAAGAUUGUUUAAGAGAUAUGAUGAAGACAGAAUCUUCAGAAAUGCUUUAGUGGGGCUAGAGGAAAAGGGCAGAAGGGACUCAAGAUACAGAGUAUAGAGCAAAGAAGUCAUCAUGAACGGGAGGACAGCACAGGAUCUGGAGAGGGAUGUGUGUAGUGCUGCAGAAUAGGGUCGAAAAUGGAGAGGGCGGAAAGGCCAAAGCUAGAGGGUUUUGGGGCAGAAGGAAGUUCUUUUGGACAUUUCCUUGGUGAACUGGGAGCCAGAUUCUCUUUAGGACAGACUAGUGAAGCAGGGUGGGGAGGAGACUGCAAGCUACUGUGCUUUAGAGUGAUGAUAACCACGUCUCCCGAGUGGUCACAGUCAAGGAGAUCCAAGUCCUGAAGGCUUAGGAUGGCCCAUAGUCAUUCCACAACCCCAGCGGAGGCUCCAGUGCGCAUGCCCAGAUCGGUGGUUAUUGUUACGUGUAUUAGCCACGUCCCCUGCCUCCGGGGUCUCUGGCUGCGGUUAGGCGGGAGGGGGUGGGUAGUUUGGGGAAUCUGAAUCUGCCCCUUGGCUGUGGGGAAAGAGUGAGUACGGCCCGCAGUUCCCGCCCCGACGGGCUCCCGUCACCUCCCGGGACGCCAGCCUGGCCCUCUGGAAAGGUCCCCCAUCGUCCGGAGCCCGGCCCCAAGCUGCACAGACGCGUCUCCAGCAGCCCCUUUCGAAUGGAAGUCCUAGACGAGUUUGACAGCGAGUUUCCGCAGAGUGUGUCCUUCUGCCAGCUCAUCUCUGAGGACGACUUCGAGAGGCAGGCUGCGACUUACACGGAGCGGGCGCUGCGCCGCCUCUUCCGCACCUUGGACCGCAACCCGGCUCUGGCGGAGAGGGUCGUGCGCAAGGGCAAGCAGACUGAGUUAGAGCAGCGUGGGCUCUUUUCCUUCUUAUGGGUGAAGUUUGUCUGUGCUGUCCAGGGGGAACUGAACCAGUGCAACAGCAUGGGUGCCCUGGAGAUGCACCAGCGCCUGCAGCAGCUGAAGAGGCGUAUCCACUGUGUGCACAUGUAUUCUCAAGAUGCCAAGAAGAAGAGGAAAAAGCUGAAAUCAGAGAAACCAGAGUCUAUCCUGUUACAGGACCGGUCAUCCUCCCCAUGCCUGCUGCCAGCCCUGUUACCACCACCGCUGCCACCACCACCUGUUACCACCAUGGCCUCUGUAGUGGCCUCAUCACCUUCUGUCUACACUAUGCCCAGGGUCUUUGGUCCCUUCCCUCCACUGUCUGGCAAGCUGGUGGAGAAACUGGACAUUUCAAGGUCUGAAGUGCAAUUAAACUGGAAUGGACUUUCAUCAAACCCAAAGAGUCACAUUGUUGAUCUGACCCCCUUGAUCCUCAACCCUGGAGGCUUCCAUUACUCGUAUUUGGCACGAAACAGUGUGGUACACAAGCUCCAUUGCCCUGGCUUCCCAUGGACCUCAGCCUGUAGUGGGCCUCCAAACACUGAUGAGACUCCAUCUCCUGUUGUGAAAGCUUCCAUCUUCACACCGCCUGUCCUACUCAAGUUUCAGCCUGUGCCCAGACCGAAAGAUAACUCAGAGAACGACCCUGGCAGUGCAGAGUCUAAUCCCACCAAGAGGAGCCAGUGAUCUCUUCCCUACAGACCAUGCUCCAGGAAGGAAUAAAAUUCCCAGAGAUGCAUUCUUGUGCUGAGUUCCCCUGGGCUUGUGCAUGCUCUCUGUCCUUCUAUGUGAAAGAAAUGGUUGGGUAGAGCAAACUUGAGCCUCCAGCCUAAGCCUGUAUAUAAGAAUAGUACAUGGUUGGAUCAGUACCAUGAGAUAUCCCCUUGCUUACACAUACAUUUUGAGAGAAUGAAGUGGGGAAUACUAUCCUUCCCUUUGGUGACUCUGGCCCCUUUGGGUGUCUCUUCAACCUGAGUUGCAAAUCUACCAUAUUUUUCCUAAACACAAGCCUUAUUUUGUAGGUGAUCAUCCCUGGAGGAGAAUGGGCAAGGCUAUCAGUUUCUAGUUUGGCACCUUGCUAAGAAAUUUCUAAUGUGACUCUUAUUGUUGGCCUUAGAACUUGACCUGCAUGUGAGAAGUCAGUCCUUCCUAAAUAUCUGAUCAUUACUGGACAUUAGCCAUAACUUGUGACUGGAGAUCAUAAACCCAACAAUAGAAAGCCCUGUUUUUUUGUGGGGUUUU
Molecule: messenger RNA, 2183 nt
Organism: Nannospalax galili (Upper Galilee mountains blind mole rat)
Lineage: Eukaryota; Metazoa; Chordata; Mammalia; Rodentia; Spalacidae
Exons: 6
Coding region: 714-1628 (304 amino acids)
Source: RefSeq, a predicted model, not a curated record